ACCUAACGGAAGUGAACCGAGAGUAGGCGAAGGCAACAUCGACAACGUCGUCCGUCGCUGUCCGUCGCGGACGGGGGAUGUCGCGCAUCUAUUUCCGAACACGUUGCACAAAUCGGGGUCGAAGGGGACUGCGGCUGCGGAUCGCUGGACGCUGGUUGACGAGAAAUGGCGUUGGCGAGGAGGAGCCGCGCGCCGUGAAGGCCGAUCGUGUCUGCUCGUGUCACCCUCGAUUGACAGUCGCGCUCCGAAUUUCCUGUUGAUUACGCGGAAGAGAAAGAGAGACAGGCGGACGGACGGACAGAGCAGACGAAGUGAGUGAGCGAGCAAGUGAGUGAGUGAGUGAGUGGAGUGAAUGUCAAAAGACCCAUCUCGCCCGAGCGUUCGCGAAAGAAGAAGGAAGGAGCUCAAGGGAAGAAAAAGGAAGAAAAAAGCGUGAUCUCGCGCGAUCGGAUCGGUCCCGUCCGUUUGUUCGUCCAUUCGUCCGUGCGUGCGUGUGCGACUCGCACGAGGUGGACGAGGUGAGUCCACGACGGGGGACUGGGGAGAGAGAGAGAGAGAGAACGACGACGACGCGCAGAUGAUGCGAUGAGACACCGCGCCGACCGCGCGUCGAGUCCCCGACGUCCCCGUUCGCCGAUCCUCGCGCAGCGAAACGACACGAGGCCGCUCGAGCGCGUCCGCCCGCGUUCCCCGCGCGACUCCACGGACGGUGUCGCACGCAGGAGGUUAUAAGCGGAGUUAUGCGCCUGACGUCCGACCCGACGACGUACGUCGAUCGCGGUGGACCGCUGCCGAGCUCGCCCACGACGCCUACCGCAGGUCCCGCAGGUCCGGCGAGUGGACGGCUUGAUGCCCCACGCUCGAAGACGCGCGCCCCUCUGCGCCCUUUAACGCCCUCGACGACGUCCCGUGCCCCGGGAUCCGUUUAACUGGCUGUGAAAAGUGCAACGUAACUGUAUCGAGUCCAAAGAGUAUAUAGGUAGAUAUAUAUAUAUAAAAACACGUCAAAAUGGAGAUCAAUCAAGAAACGGUCUACGGCACGCACGAGGAUAGCCAUGUUGUCAUGUCGGAGAAAGUGCAGUCUUUGGCAGGCAGCAUUUAUCAAGAGUUCGAGAAGAUGAUAGCGAGAUACGAUGAAGAUGUAGUGAAAGAUUUGAUGCCUCUCCUAGUCAAUGUGUUAGAAUGUUUGGAUAUAUCAUAUACUGAGAAUCAGGAACGUGAAGUCGAACUAGAGCUAUUAAGAGAAGAUAACGAGCAACUUGUCACCCAGUACGAAAGGGAGAAGCAAUUGAGAAAAGCAUCAGAUCAGAAACUUCUCGAACUAGAAGAUGUUUCCGAGGAUGAAAGGAAGGAGCUUCUGUCGAAGAUUGAUAGCUUAGAAUCUAUCGUAAGAAUGCUGGAACUGAAGACUAAGAACUCUCACGAUCACGUUGGUCGACUCGAGGAGAAGGAAGCUGAAUUGAAACGCGAGUAUUCCCGGCUGCACGACAGAUACACGGAAUUAUUUAAGACCCAUGUCGAUUACAUGGAGAGGACCAAAAUGCUGGUUGGUAGCACAGAAAGACUGGAGAGCGUGUCAUCUGCCACCCGUGCACCAUCGCGGUUACCUUCCCUUGGACUUGCUCAUAUGUCGCGUAGUUCCGGGCCGCUUAGUUACGGCUUUCAGAGUUUGGAAGCUAGCAUAAACGCCGAAGAUGUUCAAGAAGAUAUCGUACCAAAUGUCGCUAACUUGAGAACCGAAAUGUUGGAUAGUAGCAGUGAGGCCGCUAUCGAAACGUCCGACAAAAGCCAACUAACUGAUCAACCAGUACAAGAGAAUAAGACUACAACUAUAUCUAGACAUGAAAGUCCGGAAACGGAAGUACCGCCAACUUUAAUAACGCCAACGACGCCGACCGCGGGCAUAGAGAAGUUAGCAACUACGCCGGGAGGUAGAAGCAGGACCGAAAGAGAGCAACGAAGCGGCAAUACGUUGUAUCAAGAACUAAGUUUCCAAGACGCGGAUGCGCUAGGCGAGAUGGACGAAGGCGCAGAUAUCACCGGAAGUUUAGUACAUCCUGGAGAAUACGCUUCAUCAGUCAAUGACAACUUCUUCGGCAUGGGAAAAGAAGUAGAAAAUCUUAUUAUGGAAAACAAUGAAUUGCUAGCAACAAAAAACGCGCUUAACGUUGUCAAGGAUGAUCUAAUUGUCAAAGUGGAUGAAUUGACGAGUGAGCAAGAAAUAUUACGAGAGGAGGUUCGAGGUUUACAGCAGGCGCGUGAACGAUUGCGGCAACGAAUUGUCGCCCUCGAGGAAGAACUGAAGAAGGUCAAGGAAGAAGCAGAAGCGGCAGCUAAAGCGACGAAAAGCGACGACGAGGAGGAUGUACCUCUGUCUCAGAGGAAGCGAUUUACACGCGUGGAGAUGGCAAGAGUGCUCAUGGAACGAAAUCAAUAUAAGGAACGAUUUAUGGAGCUCCAAGAAGCUGUCAGGUGGACGGAGAUGAUAAGGGCUAGCAAGACCGAUCCUUCCAGCAUCUCGGGUGGAAAGGGUUCAGUGUGGAAGUUUUUUAGCAAUCUCUUCACAGGCCCAGCCGAUCGAGGGACGUUAGUGCGUUCCGGGCACACGUUGCCGCAUGUACGGUACAGUGCACCGGCGAAUCAGGUCGUUCCAGCACCGCCCCUGGAUGCCAUGCGUAGACGUACGUUGAAAAGUCGCCAAGACUUUCUCGACCAAGGAGACACCAUAGAUACCUGGUUUUUCUGGCUUCGGGUGGGGUGCUUAUUGGUCAGCAGAUCGUCCGAGAAGCUCGUAGCGAGACGCGCGAGCGAGCGAAGAGAACAAUAUCGUCAGGUGCGGGCGCACGUUAAAAAGGAGGACGGUCGUCUGCAAGCUUAUGGAUGGAGUUUACCGGGGAAGCCAAGCGCUCCCGUUAGACAACCACCCGUCCCAGUUCCGGUAUAUUGUCGACCGCUGCAAGAAACCGAGCCAGGCAUGAAGAUUUGGUGCGGCGCCGGUGUAAAUCUAAGCAGUGGUAAAACACGUGACGGCGGAUGCAUGGUCGGCGGAAGCGUGUUCUACGCGGCCGAGGCCCAGGAAACGAGCAACACGAAGGUGGAGGCUGAAGAUGCUGUUGAGCACCUGGACAAGGAGCUUCAGGAGAACGAGAACCGACGGCUCGAGGCGGAACGGUGGGAGCAACAGCUCAGCUCGCUCGUCUGGAUCUGCACCUCGACGCAGAAGAUGUCCAAGGUUACGGUGAUAGACGCGAACAAUCCGGCGGACGUUCUGGAGGUGUUCAACGUUUGUCAGGGACAUUUGCUCUGCAUCGCGAGCGUGCCUGGUGCCAAAGAAAGCGAUUACACGCAAUCCUCGAACGAGAAUUCAAUCCGCAAUUCGGCGAACGGCACGGCGAAUGACAGCGAGAACAACAACGGUGCCUGCGAGGAUGUCACGAAUGCGAACGAGAACGACGAGCAGAACGGCCAGAGGAAUCAUCAGGACGCCGAAACCGCUGUCGAUAAAAAUAAAAGCGAAUCUGACAAUCAGUCAGAGGAUCAGGCCAACGAAAAUACCGAAAAGUCUGCCGAGGAUCAAAACUCCACGAACGAGCCGCAAAGUCUGGAAAGUAUAGACAGCGAGACCGCAAACUUGGGAAAGGUAAAUUUCGUACGGUGCAAUGCUGAGGCGCAUCCUUCGCGAUCGAACGACAAAGAUGCCGCGAACGAGGAGGCGAAGGAGGAGAUCGUUGAAGUGACACCCAUCGAGAAGAUGUCGUCCAUACAACCGACCAUGUGGCUCGGAGCUCAAAACGGCGCGGUGUUUGUUCAUUCGGCCGUUGCUAAAUGGUCGAUGUGCCUGCACUCCGUGAAGCUGAGGGAUGCAGCGUUAGCUAUUGUACACGUGCAGGGCCGAGUUCUGGUCGCUUUAGCAGAUGGAACUGUAACGAUAUUCCGAAGAGGCGCGGACGGGCAAUGGGAUUUGUCUCAGUACCACGUGAUCACCCUCGGUAGCCCUCAACAUUCCAUUAGAUGCAUGACCGCGGUUAGCGGAAAAACAGUAUGGUGUGGAUACAGAAACAAGAUUCACGUGAUCGAUCCUAUUUCGAUGACGCUUGAGUGCACAGUGGACGCGCAUCCUCGCAGAGAAUCUCAAGUGCGGCAAUUGGCGUGGCUGGGUGACGGUGUGUGGGUCAGCAUCAGGCUCGAUUCGACGUUAAGACUCUAUCACGCUCACACGUACCAGCAUCUCCAAGACGUCGACAUAGAGCCGUACGUCAGCAAGAUGCUCGGCACGGGAAAACUUGGAUUCUCCUUCGUGCGCAUCACCGCUUUGCUCAUUUCCUCGAACAGGCUGUGGAUUGGCACUGGUAACGGAGUAAUAAUCUCAGUGCCGUUGUCGGAGAGUGCGGGUGGUUCAAUGGCGGUAUCCAGAGUGCAGUCAAGUAACAACAAGAGCGACGCCCCGGGAGUCGGUGUCAGGGUCUUCGCGUCGGAACGAGGCGUCACACCGGGAAGUUUCAUACCUUACUGCAGCAUGGCCCAUGCGCAGCUUAGUUUUCAUGGGCACAGAGACGCCGUGAAGAUGUUUGUCGCUGUACCUGGCCAUGGUGGUCAGAGCGCGGUGACGGAUGGAACGCAACCUGCGAUGCUCGUUCUCUCGGGCGGUGAGGGUUACAUCGAUUUCAGAGUUGGUGAUGGAGAGGAUACGGAUGAAACCAUGGACCGAUCGAAUACUACGGUCAGCAACGAAGAACACGGUGAACAGAGUCAUCUGAUUGUGUGGCAAGUGCAAUGUCCCUUACCGAUGCCAAUCAAUGGCUAGCCUAUGGACGGGAUCGACAAGCGUGGCUUGCUGGAUGGUUCAACUUGCAACAUGGCAUUACAUGUGUCGUCGAUGGAUAACCGGAUCAUGGAUUAUUAUCGGAUUAUGGAUAGUGAAUCAUUGAUACUCGAGCGAGCGAUCCUCGUCGCUGCGAACUAAUGUGUGCUACCUACACUUAGAUAUACUAAUAUAACAAUUGUAGCAGAGUUAAUAAUUCCCAAAGUAAUUAUCACGAUUUUUCAUAUUAACAGAGCAGAGACGAUGGUAUCAAAUCAUAUAAAUUUUUUUGAAUCAUGAAUCAGUUAUCGCGCGAUAUUCUUCCAUAGCAGAGGUAUAUUUAUCGUGUGACGUUUCUUGCAUGCAUGCGGGCAGAAAUUUUCGCAGGGUGUAUAAAUUUUAUCGACGCAAAUCAUUGAAAUCAUUUUUAACUCCGUUGUUUAAUCAUCUCUCGCUUUCUUGUUGAGCCGCGCAUUCCUUAACUUAAGCCUGCGUACGUAGGAUCAAAUUGUUUAAGUGACAUGUGCCGAAGGGUUUCUCACGACGAGUGUUCAUUUUUACAAUAUCACGUUUUACGAAUGGCGGGGUGGUAGCGUUAUUUCAACUAACCAUUGUGAUAAUGCGACGACGACAUUACAACGCGGGACGGGAUGAGUUUCGAAGCUGCCGUUGCCACAUUGCUACAAUAUAAAAAAAAAAAAACAUUCGUUCAAAGUACUUCGCGUUAUGUACCUGUCGCAAGAAUAUUUCUCAGUCGCCGUUGUUAUACACGCAGUACGCAGAGGAUGCGGACAGUAUAAGGUGCGUGCAAACUCAGGCAGAUUCCUAGGCGUAAUGUAAUAUUAAUUUUCCGUCGGAGAGUAUAUUAUUUUCCAGACCUAAUCGAUUUUCUUCGCGUACAUCGUGUCGAACAUAAUGAUAAUAUAUAUAUAUACAUAUAUAUAAUUAUUAUAUAUAUUCUUCUCUUCUCUCCCCUCGAGCAUUCAUCGUUAGAUCGUGCUCGGCGAAAUGUAGCGGUUUACACGAUUAUUAGGAGCGACUCGCCAAUGAUGUAAAUAACAAUAAGAUGUUUAUAUAGCGUCGUUAUGUAGAUCUGUUAUUUAAUUUUCUUUUACGGACGAGCAGCAUUAAUUUACAAGUACGUAAGACCUGUAAAAUCCUCUAUUCUUGCAUACUUUAGCUCACCCUCGGUAUGCUACCAAAGAAGUGAAACGACGAUCAGAUGAUGUUGUUUGUAUUAUUUACAACGAGAAUUAUGCUUAGAAGAGGAAUGUUUUGCUCUUUGUCCUUUUUAGCUCUCAGCCGAGCCAACUGAUAUCCGGACUGAAAUGAAAUUUUUGUAAAUUCCCACAAUGAGGCGGCGCGAUUUAGACGGCAAUUUUUAGAUACGUGCGAUAAGAGGGCUGCGCAUUAUCGUGCGAGCCGGCUUUUAAUGUCGAGCUCGGAAUUGUACCUGGCUCAGGUGGCGUUGUAACGGCAUUAAUAAACGAAGUUAUGGAACUUAAU
Molecule: messenger RNA, 6307 nt
Organism: Temnothorax curvispinosus
Lineage: Eukaryota; Metazoa; Arthropoda; Insecta; Hymenoptera; Formicidae
Gene: syd
Product: JNK-interacting protein 3
Exons: 19
Coding region: 1010-4804 (1264 amino acids)
Biological process (GO): vesicle-mediated transport
Cellular component (GO): cytoplasm
Molecular function (GO): MAP kinase scaffold activity; JUN kinase binding; signaling receptor complex adaptor activity
Source: RefSeq, a predicted model, not a curated record